Molecule: messenger RNA, 3343 nt
Organism: Ctenopharyngodon idella (grass carp)
Lineage: Eukaryota; Metazoa; Chordata; Actinopteri; Cypriniformes; Xenocyprididae
Gene: asns
Product: asparagine synthetase
Exons: 12
Coding region: 170-1855 (561 amino acids)
Cellular component (GO): cytosol
Molecular function (GO): asparagine synthase (glutamine-hydrolyzing) activity
Source: RefSeq, a predicted model, not a curated record
UUGACCAAUCAGCAGCAACUGACGCUCGUGGCAGGGCGGCACCAAGGACGAAUAGCUGUGCUGACACACGCUACACGUGUUUCAUCAGCGGAGCGCCGGUGAGGAAGAACGGGUAGCUCUCUAUUUUCAGCCAAUCCAGACCAAAUCAAGCAUCUUUUACAGCAUCAGAAUGUGUGGUAUAUGGGCCGUGUUUGGUAGCGAUGAGUGCCUUGCAAUUCAGUGCACUAAUGCCAUGAAGAUCGCUCAUCGUGGUCCAGAUGCUUUCCGCUUUGAGAAUGUCAAUGGUUUCAUCAACUGCUGCUUUGGGUUUCACCGCCUCGCUAUAGUGGACCAACUGUAUGGCAUGCAGCCUCUGCGAGUAAAGAAAUUCCCCUACCUGUGGCUAUGUUACAAUGGCGAGAUCUACAACCACAUCAAGAUGAAGAAUCAAUUUGAAUUUGAGUAUCAGACUAAAGUCGAUGGAGAGAUCCUUCUCCACCUGUACGAUCGUUUUGGAAUCGAGAAGAUGGCCUCCCUGCUAGAUGGUGUAUUCGCCUUCAUCUUGUUGGACACUGCUAACAGAAAGGUUUUCUUAGGCAGGGACACCUAUGGCGUGAGACCUCUGUUCAGAAUGCUCACUGACGAUGGCUUUCUUGCUGUCUGUUCUGAGGCCAAAGGUUUGACCGAUAUCUCACACUCCAUGUCUUCUCCUGCAAAGAUCACUCCCUUCCCACCAGGGCACUUUGAGGUGUUUAACUUGAAGCUCAGUGGAAAAGUAGAGUCUGUUCAGAUGGAUCGCUUCCACUGCUGCACAGAUGAACCCAAACACGCCUCCUAUAACAACCUUGAGGGUCUUGGCACAGGCUUUGAAUUGGAGACCGUCAAGAAAAACAUUAGGAUCCUGUUUGAAAAUGCAGUAAAGAAACGCUUGAUGGCUCACAGAAGAAUUGGUUGCCUCCUCUCAGGUGGUCUUGAUUCAAGUCUGGUUGCUGCGACACUUGUGAAACUGGCCAAAGAAGAGCAGCUUCCAUAUCCCAUUCAGACCUUUUCCAUUGGUGCAGAAGACAGCCCAGAUGUCGCCGCUGCUCGCAAGGUGGCAGAAUACAUUGGUACUGAACAUCAUGAGGUGAGCUUCACACCUGAGGAGGGCAUCCGUGUGCUGGAGGAAGUCAUCGUUCACUUGGAGAGUUAUGACAUCACCACUAUACGUGCCUCCGUUGGUAUGUAUCUGAUAUCUAAGUACAUCCGAGAGAAGACAGACAGCGUUGUGAUUUUCUCAGGUGAAGGUUCGGAUGAGUUGACACAAGGAUACAUCUACUUUCAUAAGGCUCCAACAGCUGAAGCUGGAGCAGAGGACAGUGUGCGUCUGCUGAAAGAGCUUUACCUGUUUGAUGUGCUGAGAGCUGACAGAACCACAGCUGCACAUGGACUGGAGUUGAGAGUGCCUUUCCUGGACCAUAGGUUCACCGCAUACUACCUCUCUCUGCCUGUAGAGAUGAGAGUACCUAAGGAUGGUGUGGAGAAGUAUCUCUUGAGGGAAGCGUUUAAAGGGAUGAAACUAAUUCCAGAGGAGAUUCUCUGGAGAAGGAAAGAGGCCUUCAGUGAUGGUUUGUCAUCCAUGAAGAAGUCCUGGUACACUAGCCUGCAGGAGCACAUUGAGUCUGAGGUGAAUGACUCUCAGUUGGAGAAGGCUGCUAAGCUGUACCCUUUCAACCCCCCCAAAACCAAAGAGGGUUUCUUCAUGAGGCAGAUCUUUGAGAAGAAUUUCCCCGGCCGCCACGAGUGGACGCCACAUUACUGGAUGCCUCGCUGGAUCAAGGCCACAGACCCCUCGGCCAGAACCCUGUCCAUCUAUAAGCCUGAUAAAGACGAGUAAUCGCAUCAAAAUUCAGACCUUGGCUAAACGAUACAAUCACUAUGGCAUGCAUACCUGCCACAUGAAGCCGGCUUAAAUGUUACCAAAAUAUAUAUUAUUGCCUCAACAUUCUCUGUUCAGUUCACAUAAAUUUGUUUGUUUGGGCCCCCCCUCCCUCCUAAAUCUUUUUAUGGAGCUUGGAUAUUAACAAAAAAGUAAAAUGGAUUUGGGUUGGUUUAGCUCGUUGGUUAAAAGAACCCCUUAAGAAAUUUGCACAGUAACAGUUGUUACUGUAGUAAAACUGUAAUAUUAAUUAACACUGUCAGCAAAGUUCAAGACAAAGAUACCGAAAACUCUUACACUGUUUAAAGGAGAUAACAUAAUCGCUUAUUUUACAUUAGUAACUAGCGAUAUACAUUACUGUUCAAAAGUUUGAGGUCGUUUAGAUUUAAAAUGUUUUCGAAAGACUCUUAAUGCUUACUAUAUAUAUUUUUUUUUAUAUAAAUGCAGUAAAACGGUAAUAUUGUGAAAAAUAUUACAAUUCAAAAUAACUGCUUUCUAUUUAAAUAUUUUUUUUUAACAUGUAAUUUCUGUGAUGUCAAAGCUUGAUCAUGAUCAUUUAGAAAUCAUUCUAAUAUGCUCAUUUGGGGCUGAAGAAACAUUUCUUCAUAACAGUUAUGCUAAUUCAUAUGCUUUUUUUUUUUUUUCUCUCUUCCCCUUACGGGAUUUCAGAAUUUUCAAAAUUCUUUUGAAUUGAAAGCUCCGAUGAACUGAGCUAUGAAUAUGUAGGCUACUUGCUGAAAAGCAUUCAUUUCUUUCAGGGGGGUGGAAAAAAAAAAAAAAAUCUUAUUGACCACAAACUUUUGAAUAUUAGGUGUUUUUGUUUGUUAUUAUUAUUUCGGGAAUAAAUUAUUAAUUUUUUACUCUUUUUGUAAUAUCAGGGCUGGAUAAUAUCUUGGCAGUCCACAAGCUGUUACCACCGUGUGUGUGUGUGUGUGUGUGUGUGUCUGUGUGUGUGUGUGUGUCUGUGUCUGUGUGUGUGUGUCUGUGUGUGUGUGUGUGUGUGUGUGUGUGUGUGUGUCUGUCUGUGUGUGUGUGUGUGUGUGUGUCUGUGUGUGUGUGUCUAGUUAAACUGCCUUUAGGCAGUGAUAUUUAUUCCAAAAAAACAGUUAGACUGUUAUUGUAAGCCUUCAAGUUGAAUGAAUGGCACUGGUUAAAGUAGGGUUUACUAUUUAUCCUUAAAUGGUGGCUUAGUAUUGACAUGUGAAAUUAAUAUUAAGGGUUAAAUUAUUUUUAUAAAUUUUAUUUUAAUCUAUUUUCAUUGCUGCACCAUUGCUUUAAUGUGGUAUAAAAUAAUUUUGAAUUAGAGAAAUGAAACAGUUUACUGUUUAAAAAAGAGAACUUGGCCUUGAAUGGAUGUUUUCAGUUAAUUUGGAAAGUGGGGUUCAGAUGCUGGAGUGAUUGCAUUGAAAGAUAUGGUCAUGAUAUUGAUAAAGGCUUUCUUCAGAA